This is a messenger RNA of Rhizoctonia solani, 834 nucleotides long. RefSeq lists its product as uncharacterized. Bases 1 to 834 code for a protein of 277 amino acids. NCBI's taxonomy places the organism in Eukaryota, Fungi, Basidiomycota, Agaricomycetes, Cantharellales, Ceratobasidiaceae. The transcript is spliced from 7 exons. The record is from RefSeq and is a predicted model, not a curated record.
AUGAACUCGACAUGUCCUGCGGAACCAGAACCGGAUUACUGUUCUUUUGUCUUGGCCAAUCCAGAUAUCUCGGUCAGAAUAGCGGUGUAUGUUCAAGUCGGAUUGAACCUGCUGGCGUCUAUAAAAUUCGAGUCCAACGUUCGACUCACCCGAGAUGCUGCUCGUACUAUGUACGUUUUGUCGAUUUCGUUGGUUGGUGCAUCCAUCGUGCAGUGGAAAAUCGGUGGGCUCGGGCUGUUUGAUGCGUUGGUUGGAACCCAGCUUGCAACUCUCAUGACAGUCUUUAUGCUGUUUAAUGUCCGAUACAUAAGUUCACUCGGUCUCUCGGCCAACGUUUCAUCCACACUUUUCCUCAUGCUUUAUACGUACUGGGGCAUCCAGACAUGGUCUUUCCCUCCUUGUCCCUCCAACUCGCUCACCGUGUUUGUCCUCUUUGGUCGAUCCAUGCCCGCUACCCAGCCCGGCCUAAGAACAUUCGCAUUAAUGGUAUUUGGGAUGAUUGGAGUUGUGGCUCUGGGCAGUUUGAUCUUGUUGGUUGAUUGGAUUAGAAAGGUUUGGUCGCACGGUGGAGAGGCGGUCGCAAGGAAAAUGGAACUGUGGAUGAACAGUAAGAGGCAGAAAUACGGUAUUGGCAAAGGAAAAUUAUCACGCCUCUCCCUGCUCUCGUUCCCAAUCAUCAUCUAUCUCUUGGUCACAACCGAACAACUCGUCGCGCGCAACCAGUCCGCGCAUAACCUCACCAAUCUGGACGAAUGGACGUUUGGCCAGACGAUCGCUGUAGAGGAAAUGGACGAGACGGAUGGAGUGGAGAGCGAGAGCAAGGUCGGGUGGUAA